Messenger RNA from Leishmania braziliensis MHOM/BR/75/M2904, 942 nucleotides. Its product is annotated as putative RNA binding protein. The transcript has a single exon. Bases 1 to 942 code for a protein of 313 amino acids. The record is from RefSeq and is a predicted model, not a curated record. Lineage: Eukaryota; Euglenozoa; Kinetoplastea; Trypanosomatida; Trypanosomatidae.
AUGAAAUCCAACAUCGAUGUCGAUGUCGCUCCAAUGGGUGCCUACCACGGCGAUGGUAUGAGGGAGCCUGGCAUGAGUACGAGUGAGCCAAUGCAGGUAGUGUACAACCGCAUACAGAAGCGUAUGCCCAUGUUCCGCAACAGCCUGGUAAUUCAAGAGCAGCAGAUGAUGCACAUGACGGAGGAGCUGCGCACGCUGGUGAUGGAUGCGAAUGUCCUGCGGGCGCAUUACGAAGAGGCACUUCAGGAGAAGCUGUACAUUGAGAACCUCGCCGCGCAGGCGGAGAAGCGCGUGCAGAACGUGAAGGAAAUUGUAGACCGCUACGUUGGUGUCAAGGACGCAGUGGUAGCCAGCGAUGGUUUCACGUAUGAGCGCGAGACCAUCUCCUCCUACAUCGAGGGAUGCAAAGAGGCUGGCGGCACGCCGACGUCGUACCAGACAGAAAAGCCGCUGACUUCGCUGCUGAUCCCUAACCGCUCUCUCAAGACUUUGGUCGAUCGCUUGGUAACGGUGCAGAAGACGGAGCCGAAGAUGCCGGCGCCAGUCGACCGCAACCCGGUGCAGCACUACUCAAAGCCAAUGGCGACAGGUCGUGUAGGGAACAUGUCUGGCAGCCAGAACGACGUUCAGCGGCGCAGCAUUCAGGGCGGCGGAAAGGACAACCUCAGCCCGGUGGAGCUGAACGCUAAAGGGGAGCGAGUCCACCCAUGCAUUCGUGUGUACGGGUACUGCAACUACAACGAAAACUGCGCGUACGCGAAGUAUCCGUACGAUGCAUGUCUUUCGAAUCUCAAGAAUAAGUGCCGCUUCAAAAAUCAGUGCCACGAGCGCCAUGUCGAGUUCCGUGGCCCAUUGGAUGACUACGGCAACUCCAUUUCGGAAAACCAUGGACCUCAUCAAGAGAAGAUUGCGUCCGACUCCAUGGAAGAGAUGAGGAGGUAG